AUGAACGCCAGCUGGAGAAUGUCCGAGAACAUCCAGGGCCUGUUGUCCGCUGGGUCGAAUGGUGACCUGGUGGCUGGCUCAAAAAUGAAAGGGCCCACACACUCUGAAUCCUCCAGGACCUGGAAGACGACAAUGUGUCCUGAAAUGAAGCCUAGAAAUGCUCAGAAUGCAGCCCUGAAGCUAGAUGAAGCUGUCCAUUUCACAGAAGCAACCAGCAGAGCUGGCGAGCAACGUGGCCCAGGACACAAGAACACCCACAUCAUCCUCCACCACUUGCAGUUCACCAUCCGUAAUGAGGAGGAGCUCAACAAGCUGCUGGGAGGAGUCACCGUAGCCCAGGACGGGGUCCUGCCCAACAUCCAGGCUGUGUUACUGCCCAAGAAAACUGGGCAUCCCAGCAAGGUUUACAACUGA
Molecule: messenger RNA, 414 nt
Organism: Carcharodon carcharias (great white shark)
Lineage: Eukaryota; Metazoa; Chordata; Chondrichthyes; Lamniformes; Lamnidae
Product: probable histone H2A.5
Exons: 2
Coding region: 1-414 (137 amino acids)
Cellular component (GO): nucleosome
Molecular function (GO): protein heterodimerization activity; DNA binding; structural constituent of chromatin
Source: RefSeq, a predicted model, not a curated record